AACGAAGUAACGAGUCUCGUCAAUAAAGACAAAGCAACGACUGCGUCUCUGUUUACCGUUUACCCUCCAAUGCUGAAUUCAACGCUCUGUUUUUUCAAACAAACAAAAAUGCUACAAGAAUCUUUAGAAAAUUCAACUCAAACCCCAAGUAAUGAUCACUUUUCCCUUGUAAAAGAAACAAUCUUAAACAAUUAUUACAACUCCCUUUUCCCCAAUUUCGAACAAUUUUUUUUCUGCCGGACUGUUGAAAGUCAAAGGCUCGAACACCGACGAUUUUAUGCUUCAUUCUGUUUUGGUUUUCCUAUAUGUAGAUCUUUUAUUUGGGUUUUGGUUUCUUAUUAUCCAACAACCAAGGGUUCUCUAAAUUAGCUAUAUUUUUCUGUCUGUUUUCGAGAUUUUUCACUCGUAAUCAAUAAAACACGUGAGAUAAUCAAAAGGGUCUUGAAAAAAAUUCUUUCUUUGAGCUGGAUUUUAAAGAUUUAUAUUCUUUCAUGUUCAUCAAUCCAGAAAGAUUGCUUCUUUGAGCUGAAUUUUAUGUGGGUAUUGGUUAUCGGUUUUUCAUGAUUGAUUGAUAUUGUCGAGGGUCAAGAAUUAGAAGGUUGAGUAUUGAAUGAAGGAAGGAAAUCUGAAGUGUAAAAAGAAGCAUUCAUAUUGAUAUCUUGGGAAAGAUUCAAUCAAGGGGUUGUGUUUAUACGUUUUGUAGUUUUGAUCAUUAGUGAUGGAUGGAUCAAACGGCAGUUCUUCGUCGCCGGCGCCAUUUCUGGUGAAGACGUACGAGAUGGUGGAUGAUCCAAUGACAAAUUCUGUUGUUUCUUGGAGUCACACAGGCCAAAGUUUUGUCGUUUGGAAUCCACCUGAGUUUGCUAGAGAUUUGUUGCCAAAGUAUUUCAAGCACAAUAACUUCUCCAGCUUCAUCAGGCAAUUGAAUACAUAUGGUUUUAGAAAGACUGAUCCUGACCAAUGGGAGUUUGCAAAUGAGGAGUUUAUUCGAGGGCAGCAACAUCUUUUGAAGAAUAUAUACAGGCGAAAGCCGAUCCACAGUCAUUCAGGUCAAGGAAAUGUGGCUCCAUUAAGUGAUUCAGAAAGAGAGCAUUUUGAGAAAGAGAUUCAGCAGCUGAAAGGAGAAAAGGUUUUGCUUCAGUCGGAAGUAGAGAGGCGUAGGCACGAGAGUCAAGGAUACGAGCAUCAGCUCAGUUGCUUACGGCAGACAUUGCAGAAUAUUGACCACAGGCAGCGCCAGUUGAUGAUCAGCUUAGCUCAGCUGUUGGAGAAACCGAGCACCAUGGAACACUCGGAGUUUCAGAGAAAGAAAAGAAGAUCCGUGGCCUUGAAUUUCUUGCAAGGCGAAGGCCUUCAAGGGGAGGACCGAGGCAUGUCCCUCCUAGGAAAUUCAGGCGCUUUGUCUCUUCCAUUGAUGAACUUGGAACAAGUUGAGAAACUAGAUUCAUCCCUAAAUUUUUGGGAGAAGUUCAUCCAUGGAGUUCAGGCUCCAGCCGAAGAGUUUCAUGACUUUAGGCUGCACCCCACGCGUUCGCCUGUCAUCACAGCAUCGUCUGGAGAUUCUGAUUUGAAUGCCCACAUGUCAGCAUCAACUUCGCGAGAUUGCCAUUCCUCUCCCGAGCUGGUUGCUUCCUCGACGUAUGUUGGCAGCCCUGCAAUAUCUUCAAUCUGCAUUGAUCUCGACUCCAGGUUAAAGCCAGUAGGCAUUGAUGUGAACAUAAGCCCAACCAAGACUCCUGAUGAUGGAACACCAAAAGAUCGAGAGCAGGAUGGCUCCAUCCCGUCUGUGGCAGCUGGGCUAAACGACGUCUUCUGGCAGCAGUUUCUGACCGAGGCUCCUGGUUCCUCUAUGGCACAAGAAGUGCAAUCAGAGAGAAGAGACUAGAUCACGAGAAGAAUCCUAGUGCGUUUACUGAUGAGCGAAAGCUAGCUAGCUACUUUGAGCGCUGAGUCACAUAUUAUUUGCUAUCUUGAGGUAUUAUGGCUUGAGUUUGAGGAGGUCAUGUAGAUGCAUAUAUCUCAAGGCUUGAUGAUCAUUGUUUUUUCUUGUUUUCCUUUGCAUCUCGUGUCUCUGUGAUGGCGAAUUCCGGGUUCUGUGCUUCAUUAGAUGUAAAUAGAUUGGGUGGCUCUCUAUUUUAAUAGAUCCUGCAUAACAGAAAAUAAGUUUUGUAUGUCUUUAUGUAGUUGAGAUUCCAUUUGUCAGGAAAGUCUUACUCAUCUGUCGUAGAUAUGUGUAGUUUCUGUCUGAAUAUGGAAUCAGAGAUCUAAUAUGUUGAUGAAGGGAAUUCACUAUUCAGUGUAAAAAUGGUUUACAUAAAAGAGCUUUUGCUUCACUUAGGACUGACCUAAAGGUUUUCAUGUAUUGUAUCUUCUGCACUCUUCCCAGCAUGCUCUUCUCUCACAUUCUUCUUAUCAGCAUUUCUUGCUAUCUAUCUCCUGCAUCUAGCUAAUGUCCUCUCAAUCUGUAGAUUGAUUUAAUUGAAAAUGCGUUUCUCCCUGCUAACUCAACUUUAUUCUUCAUGCAGCUAUACUGAGAAGAGCCUUUUCUUGCUAGUGUCUCGUGUUAUAUGGCAGAGACGUCGACCACCAAGCCGUUGGGAGAUUUCCGGUCGAGGUCAAGAUUCUGAUCCAAAUUCUGUACAACUACUUCCAGAUGUUGCAUAACUCAUAAAUAAUUUUUUGUUGAAUUUUUUUUUCGGGUUUCAGAUUAUAUAUGUAGUAUUGUAGUUAUGGCCACUAUGUGCCAAACUUUUGACUACAAUUUGACAUGAAGUUAUGAUGAAAUGAUAUAAUUUAUACAA
This is a messenger RNA of Salvia miltiorrhiza (redroot sage), 2801 nucleotides long. RefSeq names its product heat stress transcription factor A-4b-like. The record is from RefSeq and is a predicted model, not a curated record. Lineage: Eukaryota; Viridiplantae; Streptophyta; Magnoliopsida; Lamiales; Lamiaceae. The coding region runs from base 719 to 1885 and encodes 388 amino acids. Gene Ontology annotation, cellular component: nucleus. The transcript is spliced from 2 exons. Gene Ontology annotation, molecular function: DNA-binding transcription factor activity; RNA polymerase II cis-regulatory region sequence-specific DNA binding. Gene Ontology annotation, biological process: regulation of transcription by RNA polymerase II.